This is a messenger RNA of Purpureocillium lilacinum, 2319 nucleotides long. Lineage: Eukaryota; Fungi; Ascomycota; Sordariomycetes; Hypocreales; Ophiocordycipitaceae. The record is from RefSeq and is a predicted model, not a curated record.
AUGCGCAAGGCUUACUCUGCGCUGGGAAGGCUCGAAGAAACGUAUAUGUUCCCCACCGACGUCAUAUUCGGCCCGGCUCGAGGUCAAUUCCAGCUGUUGGGUCUGUGCGACCCAAAGGACCAGAAGACCGUCGAUUGCGAAAAUACAUCUUCCGGUGUCAAGCAGUCGCUGGAUGUUAACCUUUGUCAAGAUGGGGAAGGCCGCCGGUUCACGGAGCUCUGCGCAACUUAUGCGGUUCGAAAUCGCGACGUGUUUCGCAAGUUUGUGACGUUUUUAUGGGACACACUCGUCACUUUCCUUCACCAUUCCUAUGGCGUAGACGGCUGGAAAAUAAAGCGCGUGGAACCGCUCGUUCCGGCGAUCUGGACCAGAGAUUCCCACGGCGAGAAAAUACAAAACGACAUCACGAAACUCAUGGUUGAGGCUGGGUUUCCGGAGGAUCCAAUCCAUUUCGAGUCAGAGCCUGGUGCUACCGUCAGGGGUCUUCUCCAUGGAAACGAGGACGUCGAGGAAACGCUGGGUAAAGAAGGCAGAAAAGGGAGUCCAAGGGUAUUAUUAUUCGAUAUUGGUUCCGGCACAGCAGACUUCGUGGGCGCGGAAAUCCAGGGCGGGCGCGUGAUUCUGCUCAGCGAGCCAAGAGGCUGUGGCGGCGGCAUGGGCUCUGGCUGGACGAAAUUGAAACGCCUGUGCAAAGACAAAGCCAAUAACAAGGAAGAGGCAAACGACCUUUUCAACGCUGCUCAAUUACAUUUUUUCAAGAUGAGCGAGGAUUGCACUCCGUACAAAAUAGGCGACCGAACAAUCAUUUCCGCGGAUGAGUUUCGGCGGAUCACCAUUGAUGCGUACCAAGAGCCUCUCCGACUGGCGCGUGAGAUGCUUCUGGACAUCACGAAUAUCGACUAUGUCAUCUUGAGCGGCGGCGCUUGCGCUUCUAACUUUUUUAUCAAGGAAAAAUGGACGGCCUGUAUCGAGGACUGGCGCCGAGAGUUGGAACGGCAAGGACGUGAAAGCGACGCCGGAUUUGGAGUCAUCAUUGCGGACGCUGAGGAUGCAGAUCAUGCGGGGGCCAGGGGCGCGUCGUUGCAGUACGACGAAAAUCCGAUGGAGGAAUUCGAAAAAUCUUGCUUUGGCAUCAUUGUCGAAGGUUACUACUACGGUCCAGGCGCGCCAUCGAGGACUGUGGAGCGUAUCAAACCGCGGCGAAGACUUCUGGCGUUCAAGAACCCUGGAUCCAGUCAAUUCGAAACCAAGUACGAACGAAUGAAGAUCAACACGCAGCCCAGUGCCUUUCGGAUUGAGCCUCAUUACGUUGUUGAAAGCACUCAGUUGGAGGAGCAUUCUCUCGACACGGAAAACCAUGCCUGGGAUGUUGAUCGCGCCAUACCCAUGAAUGAGGUGCCGCUGAAUCUCAGCGGCAAAGUGAGGACAGGUGACACUGUUAAAAUCCGUUUCCGUUGGGGAGAUCUGGGGAAGACACUCAUCUUCGAAAUGACUUGGCGAGAGCGGCAGACCGGGCGGCAUCGGCGACAUAAGGAAGCGCUGGGAUUGCUCAAGGACAAAGACAGACUAUUCCUCAAAGUCAAAGGUGCUUCUAGCGAGGGUGUCGGCGAUGUCGCAGACACAAACCAAGAGACCGCGGUCGAUGAUGCUGGCUCAGCUGAAGCUGGCCGAGAAGAAGAUGAGCACGCCAGCGCAAUUGGCGACGACCGCAUGGUGACGAAGUACAAGGACCAUCAAGUCACCGACCAAGCCAGCAGGGGAAGUAAUUCGCUAUUGCAUGGUGCGUCGCCGGGCACCGAGGGCACCGGACGGGUUGUGAAUGGUGACCAAGAUGCGAGGGUCGGAACCGACUCGGAGGAAUCCGAGCACAGUCUCGCGGACAGCCACCAGGUCAACACAUCCGACGCUGGGCCGGAAGCCGACAAGGAUGUCGAGGUACUAGCCAGCUCUGUUCCGGUAGGCCAGGAUGAGGUGUCCCGUACACCCUCGGAUGAGCAGUCAACGACACUGGUGCCUGGGCGGUCAGCCGAAAAACACAGCGAGGAAUAUCCCAGCGUAGAGGCAGACCAGAUUGUGGAGAACAUCGGUCAAAACGUCGCUGGGUCAAACCUGCCCGCAAGAAACGCUGAUGAGCAGCAUGGCCUCGGACGAAAGGCCCGGCCGACCAAAGAAGACCAGAGGGAAGCGCAAGAGGCUGCGCAGCCGACCUGGCAUAGAGAGUACGCCGCCGAAGCACAAGAGAGCGAAGGGAAAGGCGGUGACUCCAGAGGCGUCGAGAACUUCGCCGAAGACCUAGCCAUCAAAAUCAAGCCCUCCUAG